Molecule: messenger RNA, 1245 nt
Organism: Raphanus sativus (radish)
Lineage: Eukaryota; Viridiplantae; Streptophyta; Magnoliopsida; Brassicales; Brassicaceae
Product: protein SENSITIVE TO PROTON RHIZOTOXICITY 2-like
Exons: 1
Coding region: 57-1184 (375 amino acids)
Biological process (GO): response to aluminum ion; response to acidic pH
Source: RefSeq, a predicted model, not a curated record
AGAGACAAAUAAAAAACAAAACUCAAGCUAGCUAUUAUACUCUUCUAAUAACAUAGAUGAAUCAAGAAGAGCAUAUGAAUCAAGGACGAUAUAUUAUUAGUAAUGGAGAAGUCUCAAUGUCUUGCUUCUCCGAGACGAACUCUAGUUCCACAGUCUACAUGAAUCCCAUGCCGGUGGCCACGAGAUCAUCGGAAGAAGGCGACGGCAUCUCGCUCUCUCUUCUACUCAAUCUCUCUACCAUACAAGACAAAGUCCAUGAGAUCCAAUCCCUGAUCAACUUUUUCAUGAUCUCCCCUAAUAACAAUAACCAAAAGUCAGCGUCGUCUCUGGCCAUGUCGAACGUUGGAAGUUUGGUUCAAGAGAUGAUCACGGCUGCUUCUUCAAUGAUGCACACUUGCCAACAACUCCAAAUCUCAACUAGCAACAACAGUAGUGACGAUGCCAACCAAACCGCAGAUGGAAUGUUCAUGGAGUUCUCCCAAGAUUUUGACCCGGAUCAUGAUUUCAUGGGAGAGUCAUCAACCAACCUCCUUGGUCUCCAAGAAAGAGGGCAUGAUUCGUUUCUUGACCAGACUGGUCAGAAUCUUGACUGGUACGGCACCCAAACCACAAACCCUAAAAAUGACCAUCAACGUUCUAAAUCAAGAUACGGGAACUAUGAGAUAGUGGAGCUAAGCGUGGAGGAUCUACUUGCGAAAUACACACAUUACUGCCAGAUUUGCGGGAAAGGUUUUAAGAGAGACGCGAAUCUAAGGAUGCACAUGAGAGCGCACGGAGACGAGUACAAGACACGUGAAGCAUUGAUCAACCCAACGAGCCGUGACAAGACAGUUGAAUACUCGUCACUCAUGAGGCAUUACUACUCGUGCCCUCAACAAGGAUGUAGAUGGAACCAAAGGCACGAGAAGUUUCAGCCGUUGAAAUCUGUGAUAUGCGCCAAGAAUCAUUACAAGAGAAGUCACUGUCCGAAAAUAUAUAUGUGCAGAAGAUGCAACGUGAAGCAUUUCUCGGUUCUGUCUGAUCUUAGGACGCACGAGAAGCAUUGUGGGGAUAUCAAGUGGGUUUGCUCUUGUGGAACUAGGUUUUCUAGGAAAGACAAGCUUAUGAGCCAUGUUUCCUUGUUCUCGGGCCACUCACCGGCGCAUGAGCCGUCGCAGCAGCAACCUUCGAUGAUCACCCCCUAAAGUAAUAUCACGACCGAAGUUGAGUUCUAAUGAGAGGAUUCUAAGACGUAUCUCAAAUAAA